AUAGGUUGAGUUUUUUCCCCCCUCGUCUCUGUAACAGGGAUGAGUUUGCAGUAGUGAACUUAUACAGUUGAUAUAGAAUAGUCUGGCGUCUUGUAAAGUAUUAUAUUUUCACGUGAAUAAUGCGAAGGGUUACGCUUUUUGUCAAUGGGUCCUCCAAAAACGGCAAGGUUGUAGCAGUGUAUGGGACUCUGUCUGAUCUUUUAUCCGUUGCCAGCAAUAAACUGGGAAUCAGGGCCACUAAUCUGUACAAUGGAAAGGGCGGCCUCAUCGAUGACAUCGCCUUGAUUAGAGACGAUGAUGUGUUAUAUGUCUCGGAAGGAGACGCCUUUGUCGAUCCUCAAAGUGAGGAAAAGGCUGCUGAAGAUCGCAUAGGUUCCCACAGCGACUGGCUGACCUUGAAUAUCGGCGGGCGGCUCUUCACGACCACACGGAGUACGCUUGUGAGUAAGGAGCCUGACAGCAUGCUUGCCCACAUGUUUAGAGGGAAAGAUGUGUGGGGGAACAAGCGAGAUGACCGAGGCGCUUACCUCAUCGAUCGCAGUCCUGAGUACUUCGAGCCCAUCCUGAACUACCUGCGACAUGGCCAGCUUAUCGUCAAUGAAGGAAUUAACUUACUAGGUGUACUGGAAGAAGCUCGUUUCUUUGGAAUUGAGCAGCUUGCUGAGCAGAUAGAUGUUGCCAUUAAGAACUCUCAUCCCCCCGAGGACCACUCGCCAAUCUCCCGGAAAGAGUUUGUACGGUUUCUGCUUGCCACGCCCACCAAGUCCGAACUGCGCUGUCAGGGGCUGAACUUCAGCGGGGCAGAUCUGUCUCGGCUGGACCUGCGCUAUAUCAAUUUCAAGAUGGCCAACUUGAGCCGCUGCAACCUCACCUGUGCCAACCUGUGCUGCUCGAACCUGGAGAGGGCCGACCUCUCUGGGGCCAACCUGGACGGUGCAAACCUGCAGGGCGUCAAGAUGCUGUGCUCUAAUGCUGAAGGCGCCUCACUGAGAGGCUGUAAUUUCGAAGAUCCUUCAGGACUCAAAGCCAACCUGGAGGGUGCCAAUCUGAAGGGGGUGGACAUGGAGGGCAGUCAGAUGACGGGGAUAAACCUGCGUGUGGCUACGCUGAAGAACGCCAAGCUGAAGAAUUGUAACCUGCGUGGGGCAACUCUAGCGGGCACUGAUCUAGAGAACUGUGACUUAUCCGGGUGUGACCUCCAAGAAGCCAACCUGCGUGGCUCAAACGUGAAGGGAGCCAUCUUCGAGGAGAUGUUAACGCCGCUGCACAUGUCCCAGAGCGUGAGAUAACCAAUCACGGGUCUCUCUCCGGCCGAAGCGGCCCGUCACAGCCGCUCCCUUACGAAUGUCAGACGCUCCCAUUGGACCCAUAUGCAAUAUCGGCAAUUCCAUGUCCUCACCCCUCAGCUUUACUCUCUUGCACUAGUGCACAUGCAGGGUGUCGAAUUAGCACAGAUCUCUUGUAGGAUUACCAGAACACACAUGCGUAAUUAUCCAUCUCGACCAAUUUUGUUAUACCAAACCUAGUUUACCUAUUUCUAUCUACGUUGGAUUUAACCCACAGUAAGUGUCUGCUUCCUGUAUGAGCACUAAAUGCUCUGCCGUGUGGUCUGGAGGCUUCGAUUACGGCUGGGGACACGGAUCCCAUGCGAGUGAAGUUUAGUGAAUGUAUACGUUUCUUAUCGCCACGUUGUAGAAGUCACGAAGGUGAAUGCAACCAAAUACGUGUUAUAUUUGAGUUUAGAACUCGAAGGUCUCAGAGGCUUGGGGGUAGAAACGGUAGCCCCUUAGGAGGCCUGGGAAAACCUUUUUGAUCACGGAUAUGAAGGGGUUUCUGCAUUGAUGAUAACUGGAAUUGCUAGACUCUGAAAUCUGAAGGAGGAACCUUUUAUUUUUAUCUGAUUUACUUUAGCAUUUCCGCGCCAUAUCGUAUCAUAUAUCAUAUAUAUGCAUGCCUAAAAAGACAA
This is a messenger RNA of Hemibagrus wyckioides, 1966 nucleotides long. It is a transcript of the gene kctd9a, whose product is annotated as potassium channel tetramerization domain containing 9a. The transcript has 12 exons. Gene Ontology annotation, molecular function: protein binding. The record is from RefSeq and is a predicted model, not a curated record. Bases 120 to 1289 code for a protein of 389 amino acids. Lineage: Eukaryota; Metazoa; Chordata; Actinopteri; Siluriformes; Bagridae. Gene Ontology annotation, biological process: protein homooligomerization.